CCAAAACAAUCGCUUCACCACCGCCUUACAACACCGUCAAAAUGGGAGACUUCGAGGCUAUCGGAAAGCAGUUUGUCCAGUUUUACUACUCCACAUUCGACACCAAUCGGAGUGCUCUCUCCUCACUCUACCGCGACGAGUCGAUGCUUACCUUCGAGACGGACAAGAUCGCCGGUGUUGCCGCCAUUGUAGAAAAGCUUACGAAUCUUCCCUUCCAGAAGGUUGAACACAAGACCGACAGCGUUGACGCCCAACCCGCGGACGCUGAGGGUGGCAUCUUGGUCUUGGUCACCGGCGCACUACUGACGGAAGGCCAAGAACGACCAAUGAGUUUCGUCCAGACGUUCCACCUCAAGCAGGCUGGCGGCAGCUACUUCGUAUUCAACGACAUCUUCCGUCUCGUCUAUCCUGCGGCAUAAGCAGUGGUCAUCUGCGCCUAGGCGGACCCUAUCCCGCCAAGCUCGAGUCUGGCUGCGACGUCGGUAGCGGGCAUGUAUGGAGUAAGGAGCCCAUAUAUAGGAGAGGGUGC
This is a messenger RNA of Westerdykella ornata, 529 nucleotides long. Its product is annotated as putative nuclear transport factor NTF-2. Lineage: Eukaryota; Fungi; Ascomycota; Dothideomycetes; Pleosporales; Sporormiaceae. Bases 42 to 419 code for a protein of 125 amino acids. Gene Ontology annotation, cellular component: nuclear pore central transport channel. Gene Ontology annotation, biological process: protein import into nucleus. The transcript is spliced from 6 exons. The record is from RefSeq and is a predicted model, not a curated record.